Capsicum annuum is the source of this 489-nucleotide messenger RNA. RefSeq lists its product as uncharacterized. NCBI's taxonomy places the organism in Eukaryota, Viridiplantae, Streptophyta, Magnoliopsida, Solanales, Solanaceae. The coding region runs from base 1 to 489 and encodes 162 amino acids. The transcript has a single exon. The record is from RefSeq and is a predicted model, not a curated record.
AUGGCAUCUGUUGAAACCACCAUUGCUCUGAAUGUUGCUGCAGCUAACUCAUCCAAAUCGGCUUGGGACGCUCUACACACUACUUAUGCAAACAGAUCACAAAUGCGUGUCUUCAACCUGCGUGAUCAACUUUCUCGUGUCACUAAGGAAUCUCGCUCCAUCACUGAAUAUCUUCAUACUAUUCGGUUCCUUUCGGAUGAGUUAGCCACUGUUGGUUCUCCUAUGUCAAAUCCUAAACUCAUUGUCAAAAUACUCAGAGGGCUAGGUUCUGAAUGUCGUGAAAUCUCAGUUGCCAUUUAUGCACGUGAUACGGUUGUAACAUAUGAAGAAUUGUUUGAAAAGCUACUUGACAAUGAAAUCUUCCUUCAUAACGGGGAUGUUAAGAAACUUUCCAGUCCCAUAAUUGUUGCGGUCGCAACUCCCACCAAAUCCAAUACCAAUAACCAUAACAAUCCUAGGCAGAAUAAUAAUUCUCAACAGUGGCACUAG